AUGAUCAUUUGCUACCUGGCUACAACACUUUGGUUCGUUUAUUUUAUUGAAAGUACGAAAAAAGUUUACACUAAUCAGUGGGCCGUCCAAAUUGAGGGAGGAAUUGCAGAGGCCAAGAAUGUUGCUCAGAGACAUGGGUUUGAACUUGUCAACGAGAUUAUGCCAGACUUUUAUCUGCUUAGGAACAAGAGGAUAUCAAAGAGAUCUUUAGUUUCAUCUGAUUCGUAUGCCAACAAAUUGUUGUCGGAUGCUCAGGUGGAAUGGGUUGAACAGCAGGUUGUCUUGAAAAGGGUGAAGAGGAGUUCCGGUGGCGGUCUGGGUUUUUCCGAUCCAAAAUGGCCGCGGAUGUGGUAUCUGAAUCGAGGUAAUGGGCUGGACAUGAACAUCAUCCCUGCCUGGCGGAGUGGCAUAACAGGAAAGGGUGUUGUCGUCUGCAUACUCGAUGACGGCAUUGAGAAAGAUCAUCCGGACAUUAGGAAAAACUACGACCCAGAGGCCAGCUACGAUGUUAAUGACCAAGAUCCAGACCCACAACCAAGAUAUGAAUAUUCAAAUGAAAACAGACAUGGUACCAGGUGUGCUGGUGAAGUUGCUGCCGAAGCCAACAACAACAUCUGUAGCAUAGGCGUGGCUUAUGAAGCUAGAAUUGGAGGUAUUCGCAUGCUGGAUGGCGAUGUGACAGAUGCAGUUGAAGCCCAAUCAUUGAGUUGGAAGCGUCAGCACAUUUCCAUCUACAGUUCUUCCUGGGGUCCAGAUGAUGAUGGAGUCACGGUGGACGGGCCUGCCCCUCUGGCGUGGAGAGCGCUGGUUGAAGGCAUCACUCUGGGCCGACGCAGUCUUGGUUCUAUCUUCAUCUGGGCCUCAGGAAAUGGAGGCAACAACAGUGACAGCUGCAACUGCGAUGGAUACACGAACAGCAUAUACACCCUGUCCAUCAGUAGUGCCACGGAGUUCGGGGACGUGCCCUGGUACUCCGAGGCAUGCUCGUCCACACUGGCCACUACCUACAGCAGUGGGUCUGGCACUGAGAGGCAAAUUGUGACCACAGAUUUGAGGAGGGGCUGCACUGAAGGACACACCGGUACUUCAGCCAGUGCACCCAUAGCAGCCGGCAUUUGUGCCUUGGUAUUGCAAGCCAGUCCUUACUUAACAUGGCGUGACAUGCAGAAUAUUGUCGUCCUGACGUCAAGACCUGAAAGUUUGAAUGCCAAUGAUUGGACGAAGAAUGCUCUUGGCAGGAAAGUCAGCCACCACUUCGGUUACGGCCUGUUGGACGUGGCAGCAAUGAUCAACCUGGCGCAGAACUGGACCACCCUUCCACCUCAGAGGCAGUGUCAUCUCACUUACGUCGGCAAUGGAAUUCCCGGACGGGGAGCGCCAGUGUUUGGCAGAUUGGAGUUGGAAUUGUUGUCCGAGGGCUGUCGAGGCACACCGAACAAGGUCAGCUACCUGGAGCAUGUGCAGGCCAUCAUUACAUUAUCUACUUCAAAUAGGGGCGAAGUCCAGAUCUUCCUAACCUCACCAUCCGGUACUAAAUCGACCCUACUCAGUCAGAGGCCCAAGGACACGUCGGCAGAAGGUUUCACCAACUGGGCUUUCAUGACGACCCACUGUUGGGGCGAGAGCUCGACGGGGACCUGGAAGUUGGAGGUCACAGCAGGUAGCAGUAUAUGUAAGUUGGGGGGUUUUUGUGGACAGGCGUUCAUCUUUUGA
Molecule: messenger RNA, 1713 nt
Organism: Helobdella robusta
Lineage: Eukaryota; Metazoa; Annelida; Clitellata; Rhynchobdellida; Glossiphoniidae
Exons: 14
Coding region: 1-1713 (570 amino acids)
Biological process (GO): peptide hormone processing
Cellular component (GO): trans-Golgi network; Golgi membrane
Molecular function (GO): serine-type endopeptidase activity
Source: RefSeq, a predicted model, not a curated record